Messenger RNA from Sabethes cyaneus, 1494 nucleotides. Its product is annotated as pickpocket protein 28-like. Gene Ontology annotation, cellular component: membrane. The transcript has 3 exons. The record is from RefSeq and is a predicted model, not a curated record. Lineage: Eukaryota; Metazoa; Arthropoda; Insecta; Diptera; Culicidae. Gene Ontology annotation, molecular function: ligand-gated sodium channel activity. Gene Ontology annotation, biological process: sodium ion transmembrane transport. The coding region runs from base 1 to 1494 and encodes 497 amino acids.
AUGUUGUGGAUUAUAGCAGCCCUUGUAACCUGUUGCUACUAUGCAGUGUCUUUGGUUCAGGUAGAAACCAACAACCCGAUUGUAAUAGUAUAUGCUUCAAGGUUUAUGCCCGUUUCAACGGUUCCAUUUCCGGCCAUUACCAUUUGUCCACUAUCCAAAUCUCGCGUUGAACUGUUCAACCUGACGCGUGCCGUGGAGCAAAUCAGAAAUAACGCAACACUGGACGCCGGCAGUGAGCUCAAACUGCGAACCUUGGCGCACGUGUGCCCUUUUUCUUCGCUUUGGAAGCAGUUCGAUAAAUUUGAGCACGAAAAGUCGUUCGAAACUUUAAAGUACCUCACGUAUCCAUUUUACAAAACGGCAACACUUUGCUUGUGGAAAUCACGAUUCGUUCCGUGCAGCAGAUUACUAGGAGAAUCCUUGGUUACUGACGGAAUCUGUUAUACGUUCAAUUCACUGGCUGCGAACGAAACCUACCGGACGGAUCAGAUUGCACCGGACUUUCUCAGCUUUCGCAGUCCUGCCGGUACAUCCGAAUGGACACGGGAAAAAGGUUACAAACGAGCAGCUGGACUGAAAGCAUACCCUUACCGUCCCCUGAGCGCUGGGAUGGACUCGGGACUUAUGAUUAUGCUUUCACUGAGAAAGAUUGACGAAGACUACGCGUGCCGAGGCCCUUAUACGGGGUAUAAAGUUUCCGUCCAUGCUCCGGAUGAGUUUCCAAUGACGGAGGAGAAGUUUUUUCGAUUGAAUGCAAUGAAUGCAGUUACGUUGAACCUGAGACCGCAGGUAAUAUGGACAUCGCGCAGUUUGCGAUAUCUCUCGUCGGAAAAGCGUAAAUGUUUCUUCGACAAUGAACGUUCGUUGCGAUAUUUUCGUACGUAUACUAGGUACAAUUGCGUGGCAGAAUGCAUUUCCAACUACACCUUUGAAAAGUGUGGCUGCGUAAGGUUGACGAUGCCUCGCGCAGCCGAUAUGAAAGUUUGCGACGCCAGUCAGAUCACUUGCUAUCGUAAUGCCUACACACAGCUGUACGACGAGGUUAAGCGACAGGAAGUAAAGCAUGGGAAAUCGGAAAACUGCCGCUGUUAUCCGUCAUGCAAUAUGAUUAAAUACUCCGUAGAAAUUUCACAGUUUCCGUUCUUUUUCGAAAAGUAUGCCCAAGCCGCUGGGUUUUCUCUAGAAGACUACUCAGAAAUUGAUCCAGCCGCUUUGUUUGUUUUGUUCAAACUACGUCACUACCUGCCACUGUGGAGACGUAAGCUUUAUGAUACAAUUGAUGUCAUAGCCAAACUUGGUGGGCUUUUCGCAUUGCUGCUGGGAUCUAGCCUGAUGAGCGUGGGAGAAAUUCUAUACUAUUGCUGCAUACGACCACUGCGACGGGAGCGUGCUAUAAGACCGAUAAAACGACGGGAUCAAGCGGUUCGGGUGGUUUUACCGUGGGUUCCUCCAAAUAAACAAAUAUUUAAAGCUCAGCGUAUGAUAUAUAACUAG